AUGGCUGCAGUCUUCAGAGACUUUGUUGGAGGUACAUACUACUAUACUCACAACUCCAGAGGCAAAACACCUGGAUCUGAUAUGAAAAAUGAACCAACAACUUCAGGGAUGCCAGUGUUAUCCAUGACAUCUUCAUGGAUCUCUAACAGAUCAAGACAAUGUGGCCCUAAGACAGAGACCCUGCAUUUUGCAGAUGUAACUUGCAAAUCAUCAAAUACCCCAGCAGUGGUGCCAGAGACCAAAACUGUAGCAACCGCCAAGCCACAAGCUGACACUGCAGUUGUGCAACAUGAUCAGGUUUUGGGUAUCACACAUGUUAUCACUGCAAGACCAGAUGGGUGCCAUGAGCAACUCAUAGAUGCUCUUCAGCAGGUCUGGGUGGAACCUGUAUGCUUUAUCAAUGUCUCUGCUGAUGAUCAUGUGCAUAUUUUGGAGCACAUGGAUGCUCUCACAUUUUCUAACUAUCACACAAAGAUGUCAUAUUUUUCUCACAGGAUGAUUCUCAUCAUAUACUCUCCGCACCCUGUCCAUGAACAAACCAUCAUGAAGCCUACAACCGCGAUAGCUGCUGAGACUCAACUUCUCUGGAUGGUCGAAUCCAGAUUCACUCAGUCUUGGGUUGCCAUCAUGACAAAAAUGGGGGAUAUUCUUCUAUUGCACAAAGAACUCCUCCUCAUUCUUAUGAUCUUGGUCAAAGAAAGGAAGAAAUAUGUCUCCCCUGCAGCAAACUCUGUUACUUGGAACCAGACACGUGAAGAGGGAUCAGUGCAGACUUACAGUGACUUCACUCCUGAAUGCACUGCCAAAAAGUUAUUUGGGCCAGUAGUAGCAAUGGGGCAUGAGUGGAUUGACAUUGAGUCUGUUGAAUAUUUUGUAUGGGUGAAGUCUGGGGAUCAGUGUAUUGAUUUGACUGCUGCUCCCAUGGCGCAUGGCACGAGUCUAAUGUUGCAAUCAUAA
Molecule: messenger RNA, 957 nt
Organism: Suillus paluster
Lineage: Eukaryota; Fungi; Basidiomycota; Agaricomycetes; Boletales; Suillaceae
Exons: 4
Coding region: 1-957 (318 amino acids)
Source: RefSeq, a predicted model, not a curated record